Messenger RNA from Drosophila sechellia, 824 nucleotides. Its product is annotated as thioredoxin domain-containing protein 17. The record is from RefSeq and is a predicted model, not a curated record. Gene Ontology annotation, molecular function: protein-disulfide reductase [NAD(P)H] activity. The transcript is spliced from 2 exons. Gene Ontology annotation, cellular component: cytosol. Lineage: Eukaryota; Metazoa; Arthropoda; Insecta; Diptera; Drosophilidae. The coding region runs from base 389 to 796 and encodes 135 amino acids.
CGAGUUUCGAUAAACGGCUAACAGUGCCGUACUCACCACGGUGCGCCCAACAGCACACGCAGCCGGCUGUGGUGGGUUCGCUGGACAGGCGGUGCGGUGAAUAUACUAGUUGCUGGAGCUUGCCGCAAAAAAGAAAACGAAACAGAUCGAAAAACACAGCAAACAGCAAAACUAUACGCCAUUAAUUACCCGAUAAACUUACCGAUGGCCGAUAAGCACCGGCUAAGUGACCCGUAACACCCAGCGAUAAGAUUGGAGUUAAAUUUGGGUUUGGCAUCCGCAUCGAAAUCGCCGCUAUCGGAAUUCACUUGCUCACCAGCCACCGCGCCGUCCAAGACGUCCACGUUUUUGAUCCAGAAAUCCGCACACACACCCAUACACUGCCAAGAUGCCCGAAUACGUGCCGGCACGGGGCUUCAAGGAGAUGGAGAACCUGAUCAAGCUGUACGAGAACCAGCGCAGCCCCAUCUACAUCUACUUCUACGGCGAGAAGGACAAGGAAGGGCGCAGCUGGUGUCCGGACUGCGUGGCGGCCGAGGAAACUAUCAUGAGUGCCUUCCGCAACCACGCGCCGGCGGAUUGCUUGAUCCUGGUGGUGGACGUGGGCAGCCGGGAGUUCUGGAUUGGCAAGGACAACAUGUUCCGAAAGCCGCCAUACUCGGUGGACGGCAUACCGACCCUUAUACGCUGGAAGGGCGUGGAGCGCCUGGACGGGGAUCAGCUGCUCAAGUCGAGUCUCCUGGAGCUCUUUUUCGAGGAGACCGAUCCGAAGAAGUCCAAUUUUGUCGCCCAAUAAAACGUGAUUUGGCUUUGGCUUAAACUCA